This is a messenger RNA of Planococcus citri (citrus mealybug), 636 nucleotides long. RefSeq names its product galactosylceramide sulfotransferase-like. The coding region runs from base 1 to 636 and encodes 211 amino acids. Gene Ontology annotation, molecular function: galactosylceramide sulfotransferase activity. Gene Ontology annotation, biological process: glycolipid biosynthetic process. Gene Ontology annotation, cellular component: membrane. NCBI's taxonomy places the organism in Eukaryota, Metazoa, Arthropoda, Insecta, Hemiptera, Pseudococcidae. The transcript has a single exon. The record is from RefSeq and is a predicted model, not a curated record.
AUGUACGACUGGAAUGGCAAGACAUUACAACAAUUGUUGGAGAUGCCGGUGAAACCAUCUGUUUUAAUAACACGUGACGGUAUGCUCGAAUACAGAGGAUACAAUCAAAUGAGCGUAGAUUUAGGCUUUCACACCACCCUGAGUAAAAAUGACACCGCUAUUGCCGAAUUUAUUGAAAAAAUAGAUCGAGAAUUCGACUUUGUCAUGAUCACAGAGUACAUGGAGGAAUCGCUAGUUCUAUUGGCUAAUUUGAUGGGAUGGCCGCUCGAAUAUGUGGCUCAUUUGGAUCUAAACGUCAGACCUCCGGAAUCAGAUUCUUACACGUUGACGGAACGAGAUAAGAAUAUCAUAAUGGAUCUCAAUCACGUUGAUACUCUAUUAUACUUCCAUUUUUUGAACAAAUUCCAAAAAUGCCUACGUCAAUACGAUGAAGAUAAAAUGAAACAUCAAAUUCGCCAACUCCGUGCACUCAACGAAGAACUAAAGGAGAGAUGUGUAAAUGAAACAUUUAUAGGUGAUUUGAACACGUAUAAUCCUAAGAAAAUAAUCAAGUAUAUUCCUAAAAGUCAAUCCGACCGGGAAUGCGUUUAUUCAAUGACAGUAGACCUUGGCUUGAAUACCUCUCCAGGAGUAUAG